CCUUCAUUCCAGCCACAACCUACGAGGCAAAAAUAAGAAUUUUAUCUGCUUUUUAAUUCUCAUAGUCCAGAAUGGGAGUUUGUCUUCCCUCCAACUGGGGACCAGUGUGUAUGCUGGGGAGACAGUAGAGCGCAUCUUGGGAUUCAGAAGGGAAAGGCAGCAGAGCCUGCCAUGACACUCCUCCCUGACACCCAUCUCCACUGGGGCUCAGGCAGCUGUCCCCCUUGAAAGCUGAGUAGGGUGGGAGCCCAGCUUCUGGGCGUGUAGGAGAGGGAGAAGUGUUCUCCAAACUUGGACAGAGGGCUGCUGACCCCCUUCCCUACGCAAGCGACAGGCCUACCUCAGUCCCCUCAUCCUUCCAGAGGAUGGAGUUCUGAGGUGGGCGGUGUGGGAGUGGGAUGCAGUGAGUGAGUUGGGUAGGAAGGGGUGACGGCUAGGUUAACUCUGAGUAUUAGAGGUGUGGGGAGGGGGCGAGAGGAGCGGUGCCACCAGUCGGCGGGAGACGUCGAGCGAUCGCCCCAAGCGAAGGGAGCCCCGCCCCGCGGCUUCGUCGCGGCCCCGCCCAGGCCCGCAGCGCGGCGCUGCAGCGCGAGGGGCGGAGAGGCAGGUCGCCCAGCGAGGACCAGACGCCCGGGUCGUCCGCAUCCCGCUGCCGCAGGAUAAGCGCCCCGGCCCUCCUCCCCGCACUUCGCUCGGGCCCCCUCGGCUGCUUUCUCGGCCCCAGAGACCGAACACCUGUCCUCCCCCUCGGCGGUUGCUGAGCAUUCUCCUCCUCCGGAGCACACGCCACCCCUGCAAGCCCAAGAAGUACCCCAGCCCCACGCCGGCGACUACCAUGGCGGAGACCAACAACGAAUGUAGCAUCAAGGUGCUCUGCCGAUUUCGGCCCCUAAACCAGGCUGAGAUUCUGCGGGGGGACAAGUUCAUCCCCAUUUUCCAGGGGGACGACAGCGUCGUUAUUGGGGGGAAGCCAUAUGUCUUUGACCGUGUUUUCCCCCCAAACACAACUCAGGAGCAAGUUUAUCAUGCGUGUGCCAUGCAGAUUGUCAAAGAUGUCCUUGCUGGUUACAAUGGCACCAUCUUUGCUUAUGGACAGACAUCCUCAGGAAAAACUCAUACCAUGGAGGGAAAGCUGCACGACCCCCAGCUGAUGGGAAUCAUUCCUCGCAUUGCCCGAGACAUCUUCAACCACAUCUACUCAAUGGAUGAGAACCUUGAGUUUCACAUCAAGGUUUCUUACUUUGAGAUUUACCUGGACAAAAUUCGUGACCUUCUGGAUGUGACCAAGACAAAUCUGUCUGUGCACGAGGACAAGAACCGGGUGCCAUUUGUCAAGGGUUGUACUGAACGCUUUGUAUCCAGCCCAGAGGAGAUUUUGGAUGUGAUUGAUGAAGGAAAAUCAAAUCGUCAUGUGGCUGUCACCAACAUGAAUGAGCACAGCUCCCGGAGCCACAGCAUCUUCCUCAUCAACAUCAAGCAGGAGAAUAUGGAAACUGAGCAGAAGCUCAGUGGGAAGCUGUAUCUGGUGGACCUGGCAGGGAGCGAGAAGGUCAGCAAGACUGGAGCAGAGGGAGCCGUGUUGGAUGAGGCAAAGAACAUCAACAAGUCACUGUCAGCCCUGGGAAACGUGAUCUCUGCGCUGGCUGAAGGCACCAAAAGCUAUGUUCCGUAUCGUGACAGCAAAAUGACACGGAUUCUUCAGGACUCUCUGGGAGGGAACUGCAGGACAACUAUGUUCAUCUGCUGCUCUCCAUCCAGUUACAAUGACGCAGAGACCAAGUCUACCCUGAUGUUUGGGCAGCGGGCAAAGACCAUUAAGAACACUGCCUCAGUGAAUCUGGAGUUGACUGCCGAGCAGUGGAAGAAGAAAUACGAGAAGGAGAAGGAGAAGACGAAGGCCCAGAAGGAGACUAUUGCAAAGCUAGAGGCUGAGCUGAGCCGGUGGCGUAAUGGAGAGAAUGUGCCCGAGACAGAGCGCUUGGCUGGGGAGGAUGCAGCCUUGGGAACUGAGCUGUGUGAGGAGACCCCUGUCAAUGACAACUCGUCCAUCGUGGUACGCAUCGCCCCUGAGGAGAGGCAGAAGUACGAGGAAGAGAUCCGCCGUCUCUACAAGCAGCUUGAUGACAAGGAUGAUGAGAUCAACCAGCAGAGCCAACUCAUAGAGAAACUCAAGCAGCAGAUGCUGGACCAGGAAGAGCUACUGGUGUCCACCCGAGGAGACAACGAGAAGGUCCAGCGGGAGCUGAGCCACCUGCAGUCAGAGAACGAUGCUGCCAAGGACGAGGUGAAGGAGGUGCUGCAGGCCCUGGAGGAGCUGGCAGUCAACUAUGACCAGAAGUCCCAGGAGGUGGAGGAGAAGAGCCAACAGAACCAGCUGCUGGUGGACGAGCUGUCCCAGAAGGUGGCCACCAUGCUAUCCCUGGAGUCUGAGUUGCAGCGGCUGCAGGAAGUCAGUGGACACCAGCGCAAACGAAUUGCUGAGGUGCUGAAUGGGCUGAUGAAGGACCUGAGCGAGUUCAGUGUCAUCGUGGGCAACGGGGAGAUUAAGCUGCCAGUGGAGAUCAGUGGGGCCAUCGAGGAGGAGUUCACUGUGGCCCGACUCUAUAUUAGCAAAAUCAAGUCAGAAGUCAAGUCUGUGGUCAAGCGUUGCCGGCAGCUGGAGAACCUCCAGGUGGAAUGUCAUCGCAAGAUGGAAGUGACAGGGAGGGAGCUCUCAUCCUGCCAACUCCUCAUCUCCCAGCACGAGGCCAAGAUCCGCUCGCUCACGGAAUACAUGCAGAGUGUGGAGCUUAAGAAGCGGCACCUGGAAGAGUCUUAUGACUCCCUGAGUGAUGAGCUGGCCAAGCUCCAGGCCCAGGAAACUGUGCACGAGGUGGCUCUGAAGGACAAGGAGCCAGACACACAGGAUGCAGAUGAAGUGAAGAAGGCCCUGGAGCUGCAGAUGGAGAGUCACCGGGAAGCCCAUCACCGGCAGCUGGCCCGGCUCCGUGAUGAGAUCAAUGAGAAGCAGAAGACCAUCGAUGAGCUCAAAGACCUGAAUCAGAAGCUGCAGUUAGAGUUGGAGAAGCUUCAGGCUGACUACGAGAAGCUGAAGAAUGAAGAGCAUGAGAAGAGCACCAAGCUGCAGGAGCUGACAUUUCUGUACGAACGACAUGAGCAGUCCAAGCAGGACCUCAAGGGUCUGGAGGAGACAGUUGCCCGUGAACUCCAGACCCUCCACAACCUUCGCAAGCUGUUCGUUCAAGACGUCACGACUCGAGUCAAGAAAAGUGCAGAGAUGGAGCCCGAGGACAGUGGGGGGAUUCACUCCCAAAAGCAAAAGAUUUCCUUUCUUGAGAACAACCUGGAACAGCUUACAAAGGUUCACAAACAGCUGGUACGUGACAAUGCAGAUCUGCGUUGUGAGCUUCCUAAAUUGGAAAAACGACUUAGGGCUACGGCUGAGAGAGUUAAGGCCCUGGAGGGUGCACUGAAGGAAGCCAAGGAGGGCGCCAUGAAGGACAAGCGGCGGUACCAGCAGGAGGUGGAUCGCAUCAAGGAGGCCGUCCGCUACAAGGGCUCGGGCAAGCGGGGCCACACCGCCCAGAUUGCCAAACCUGUCCGGCCUGGCCACUACCCAGCAUCUUCACCCACCAACCCCUAUGGCACCCGGAGUCCUGAGUGCAUCAGUUACACCAACAGCCUCUUCCAGAACUACCAGAAUUUGUACCUGCAGCCCACACCUAGUUCCACCUCAGAUAUGUAUGCCUGUGGCUCAAUGUCCUUUUUCAUUCCUCAAAUCUGUGUUCUCCAUGCUCUCUCUUCAGGAAAUGCCACAGACAUAAAUGACAAUAGGAGUGAUCUGCCAUGCGGCUAUGAGGCUGAGGACCAGGCCAAGCUUUUUCCUCUCCACCAAGAGACAGCAGCCAGCUAAUGUCCCACACCAACUGCUCCGUUCCUGCACUUUCAGGUAGCUUCAGGCCGCCUCGUUGGACCAGCCUCAGGUUGCCUCUUUUCUUGCCCACAGCCUCUUUGGUUCUCCUUCUUUAUUUUUUUUUAACCUCUCAAAGCUUUUGCUAUAUAGUUACCCUUCAAUCCUGCUUUCCCCUGCUGAGGGCUAAUUCUGGGCCGCUCAUGAGAUCCGGUCACUGACCUUUCCCUUGCCCCCUUAUGCUUUCCCUGGGGCUACAGCAGCUACAGCAGUACUGCCUUUCUGCCACUAGGGGCCACUGCCACACGCCCGAGGAGGUGAGCACGGCCGCUGUAGAUCUAGAGCCCUGAGCCAGGUCACAGACUGCGGGUGUUAGGGAGAACCUGGGAGACCCUCUCAACCCUCCCUCCACCUCCACCCUCAAGCAGUUUUGGGUGGAUAUCUAUUUUUCUGAACUAAGACAUCUCCAGUAAUGGUGAUGUUGAUUUACUCCUGCACCUGUGUCCUAUCCUUCUCAUAUAUGUAUAUGCUACUAGUAAGCUUUAGGGAAUGCCCAUGAAGUCUUGGUGUCCCUUUAGCAGAAGUGUCAGCAGUCCUCUCCCAUUUUGCUUGGUGGAGAUGGAAAAAUCUCCCCUUUUCGUCCUCUGUCCCCAGGUCCUCUCCUCUAGCAGCACAGGAACCUUCUUGCUUUAGGGCCCAGAACUGAGUGCUGGGAUCCUGUUUUAUUGUCCACUUUGAAUCCUUGGAGAACUAGAAACAAGAGAACAUGGCUGGGUUUCCCAGGAGAGGACGCCAGGCAGAAAAGCUUGAGCAGAGAAAUGGAAUGCAAAAGAGGACCUAGGGGAGGGUUGGGUAGAGGACCAGGCUUGGAGGGUCUGUUUGGUGGUAUUAAAGGAACAGGACUGUAAGUGUAUGCAGAUGGCACCUGUUCCUGUUCAGAGACUGAGCUGCAAACUGGCUUCUCACAUGCUUCUUCUCCUUCUUUCCUAGUUUCUAAGAGGGCCUGAGGCCUCUUCUUUCAGCAUGCUGCAAACCUGUGGUCUCUGAUACUAACUCCCUCCCCAGCCCCUGUUGUUGGACUGUACUACGUUUGAUGUCUUCUCUUCCUUACUCUGUAUCUCUUUGUACUCUGUAACUAUAUAUCAAAAGCUGCUGCUAUAUCUCUCUUCCCUCUGUCUUACUAUUAAGUAUCUGAUGAUGUAUUUAGCAAGUUCUAGGCAUAGGUUACCCUCCUCAUUUGGAGCAAUAGGGAGGAGGGUGAAUGUUUCUUUCUCUCUUAUAUAUUCGUCUCUCACACUGAGUGGUGUUAGUCACUGCAUAGAGGUUACAGAGAUGACAAAAGAAAAAACAGGAGCUAGAGGGCUGUGUUCCUUCACACUCACACACACACACACACACACACACACACACAAAGCCUUAAGUGGAAGAAUGUCUUAGCAUCCUAAGGCAGAGAAAUAGACUCUUCUUCCCUCCUGUUUCACACAUAGCACAGGGACGGUAAGAUGGAAGGGCUGCUAAAUUAGACAUAUACUUUUCUGCAUACACCCCUCACUUGAAUGCAGGGAUUCUAGGUAUUUACCUCUGGCCUACAAAGUCUGCCUAUUGCCUCCCUUUUCCUUUUUUCCCUUGGACUGAGAACAUGGCUUGGUCAAGGGACCAUUUGCCUUUCUCUUCAAAGCUCCUUUUGAUGUUCUUUACCCUAGAGCUCAUGACUAGAACCCAGAGUUGAUUUAAAAUAUUUUGAAAAAUUGAGGAGGUGGGCCUCUGCCAACAGUCUUUCAAAUGACUGCUCAUCUGUCCAUGGUGAUAGAGGCAAGUGUAAUCAAAAGUGAUUGAUUUGGGGGGUUUGGGAGUUGAUAGGCUGGAGAAUUCCAAAGUAUAUUUUGUCACAGUGCCCUCAGGUUGAAGCAAUGAGCUAGAUUCCUUCCUCUGUCCCAUAUUGGGCUACAUGUUCCUCCCUUUAGGGUUGGGGCUUCUAGUUCAUUGACAAAAUCUCUCUCUAGUUGCCUUCCUUUCAAGCUGGAGCCUGAUAUUUUUCUCCCAAUAUACAAUUACAUUCCCCCAUGAAGAGUUCCUUCUCUAAUGUCCCCAUGUAGUAUUAAGUGCACUUUAAAGAAAGGGGCAGGGCAGAAGCUCUAGUGGUGGGGGAGCCCAAAGGAUCAAACUGGAGGGCUCUUUCCCAAGCCAUUUUCAGCCCUAUGUCCUCCUCCAAAGUUGAGAAGACUAUUGCUUUAGUUUCCGAUGAUUCUUUCCUUCCACAUGGUGCUAAGGUGGUUUUCGAGGUAACUGCAAGAAUGGAGGUAACUAGUCCAAACUAAGAAAAAAAAUCUGAUAUCCUGAUAUCUAGUAUUAUCUUGAAUGGAAGAUCAGGACCCUCCAGUAGCAGGGCAGCCAAUCACCCAGCCUCUUCUAAGGCAGUGGGAGGGCCAGCUGGUCAAUAGAGUCCUUCAAGAGAAGGAGGCCCUGUCCCCUUUAUAUGUUGGGCCCCUCUUAGCAGUUAAGGAGAAAGGUAGGGGGGAAAAAUACCAGAGGGAUAUGCAAUAAAUCCAAACUGGUGGUUUUCAACCAUUUUCAAAACAAAUCUUAUAUAGAACCCUGAUAUAA
This is a messenger RNA of Otolemur garnettii (small-eared galago), 6514 nucleotides long. It is a transcript of the gene KIF5A, whose product is annotated as kinesin family member 5A. Gene Ontology annotation, biological process: microtubule-based movement. Bases 836 to 3913 code for a protein of 1025 amino acids. Gene Ontology annotation, molecular function: ATP binding; microtubule binding; microtubule motor activity. Lineage: Eukaryota; Metazoa; Chordata; Mammalia; Primates; Galagidae. The transcript has 28 exons. The record is from RefSeq and is a predicted model, not a curated record.